Molecule: messenger RNA, 1867 nt
Organism: Gekko japonicus
Lineage: Eukaryota; Metazoa; Chordata; Lepidosauria; Squamata; Gekkonidae
Gene: LRRC58
Product: leucine rich repeat containing 58
Exons: 5
Coding region: 1-1185 (394 amino acids)
Molecular function (GO): protein binding
Source: RefSeq, a predicted model, not a curated record
AUGGUCUUUCGCGAGAGGGUUCGGGAGCCGCACUGGCUGGCGCUCUCCGCGCGAGGGCGCGAAGGGACAUCUCACCCUCCGAGCCUCCCCUCCUUCCCCUCCGAAGUGGUUCAGUCCGGGCGCCUGGCCACCUUCCUCCCGCGGGCCUGCCCGGGAAGCCGCAUAGGCCGCGAAAGGGGUCGUCGUCGUCGGGGGCGGCCGCCGCCCGGGAUGCCCCGCGCGUGGCUGUCCCCUUCGGGCGGGCUGCCGCCCGGUCUGUCGCGCUGGUUCCCGCGGCUGGAGGAGCUGGACGUGAGCGGGACGGGGCUGGCGGCGCUGGGCGCGGAGCUGCUCCCGCUCGGCCGCCUCCACACGCUGCUGGCCAAGAACAACCGGCUGGGCGCGGAGGGCUCGCUGCCCAAGGGCCUGGCUGCCUCCCCGCUCGGCCGCUCCCUCCGCGUCCUCAACCUCAGCGGGAACCGCUUCGCCCGCCUGCCCGACGCCCUCCUCGGCCUGCGCGGCCUCCGCAGCCUCAGCCUGGGCAGCAACCGCCUCCACCGCAUCCCCGCCGCCAUCCAGGAGCUCCGCAGUUUAGAGUUUUUGUACCUUGGAGGGAAUUUCAUAACUUCAAUCCCGCCGGAGCUGGCCAACCUGCCUUCGCUAAGUUACCUAGUGCUGUGCGAUAACAAGAUUCAGAGUAUACCCCCUCAGCUGGCCCAGCUGCCUUCCCUGCGUUCUCUUAGCCUCCAUAACAACCUGUUGACCUACCUUCCCCGGGAAAUCCUCAACCUCAUCCACCUCGAGGAGCUUAGCUUGCGUGGGAAUCCUCUGGUCGUGCGGUUUGUCCGCGACCUGACAUACAACCCCCCCAGCCUCCAGGAACUGGCCGGCCGCGCCAUCAAGACCCGCAACAUUCCCUACGUGUCUGGCGAGCUCCCUGAGAAUCUUCUCCGGUACCUGAAUCUGGCCAGCAAUUGCCCCAACCCCAAAUGCGGAGGAGUCUACUUUGACAGCUGUGUCCAACAGAUCAAGUUCGUCGACUUCUGUGGGAAGUACCGCCUUCCGCUGAUGCACUACCUGUGCUCCCCGGAGUGCUCCUCCCCCUACAGCUCCGCCUCCCAGAGUUCCACUUCCCAGAGCGAGUCUGACUCGGAAGACGAAGCCAUCGUCGCCGCGCGCCGCAUGCAGAAGGUUCUGCUGGGGUGAGAGGGGAUGGCAGAAGCCCGGAAGGGAACGGAGUGCGAGAAGAGCAACUGCGGGACGACAGUGUCGGAAGACCCUUUCCAAGGAGCAUCGCGAAACAUUAAGUUGACUUGCCUGCGCUCUUGUCACUCAUGAAAAGAGUAUCUUGACAGAUGUUGAAGUGGUUCCGGUGUUAUGCUGCUGAAGACGCCCAAGUCAUUGUCUGCUUUCGGGGGGAAGGAGGGGAGCUGGCACGGGAACCGUCUGUAAAGAUGUGCAUUACAAGAGUGGGCGGGAGGUAUCGGAGGCCUUGUUAAAAAGGGUGCCUUAGAGCCCUUCACUACUGAGACUGAUACGAAGAGGACCAUUUCUGAAUCACGUCACUGUGAUGAAAUAGUCCCAGGAGGGUGGUGGGUGGGAAUCCCCCAGGGGAAUUGUACUUGAACUCGUGUUUCUUUCCCCCCCCCCAGAAGUGCUUAGUUGUUCUCUCUAUUUAUUUUUUGCCACAAAAACAUAUUAAUUUUCUUAUUCUCUUUGGACCUUGCUGUCUAGGACCAGUGUUCAGUUCUAGAGAGAGAGAGAGCUAUGCCUUCCUUUUUAUAUAUAGCUUUGGGAAUAUCUUUGGUGCCUUGGUCCUGCUCUGCUCGUCUCUUCAUAGGAGCUGCCGCGUCAGCUGUUUGUGACACGUGCCUCUAGCUAUGCAGAC